Molecule: messenger RNA, 1428 nt
Organism: Gracilinanus agilis (Agile Gracile Mouse Opossum)
Lineage: Eukaryota; Metazoa; Chordata; Mammalia; Didelphimorphia; Didelphidae
Gene: MMP13
Product: matrix metallopeptidase 13
Exons: 10
Coding region: 1-1428 (475 amino acids)
Biological process (GO): extracellular matrix organization; proteolysis; collagen catabolic process
Cellular component (GO): extracellular matrix
Molecular function (GO): metalloendopeptidase activity; zinc ion binding
Source: RefSeq, a predicted model, not a curated record
AUGCAGCCAACUUUCAUAGUUGCCUUAUUUUUAUUGAGCUGGACAUAUUGUUCAGCUUUCCCCCUAUCCUAUGAUGAUGAUGACGACGAUGAUGAUGAUCUGUCAGAAGAGAACCUCCAUUUUGCAGAGAAUUAUUUGAAGACAUACUACAACCUUUAUUCUAACCCUGCUGGUAUACUUAUGAAAAAGGCAUCUGGCACCACAGCAGAAAGACUAAGAGAAAUGCAGUCAUUCUUUGGCUUGAAAGUGACUGGCAAACUGGAUGAUGACACUUUAGAUGUGAUGAAAAAGCCAAGAUGUGGGGUCCCUGAUGUGGGAGAAUACAACUUUUUUCCUCGAACUCUCAAGUGGCCUAGGUUUAAUUUAACCUACAGGAUCCUGAAUUACACUCCAGACAUGACCCAAGCAGAAGUAGACAAGGCAAUAAGGAAAGCACUGAAGGUCUGGUCUGAUGUGACACCUCUCAACUUUACCAGGCUUCACAAUGGCACUGCUGAUAUCAUGAUCUCCUUUGGAAUAAAAGAACAUGGAGACUUCUACCCCUUUGAUGGACCUUCUGGACUUCUGGCUCAUGCAUUUCCUCCUGGACCCAACUAUGGAGGGGAUGCUCAUUUUGAUGAUGAUGAGAUUUGGACAAAUAGUGCCAAAGGAUAUAACUUGUUUCUUGUUGCUGCCCAUGAAUUUGGCCACUCCUUAGGCUUGGACCACUCCAAGGAUCCUGGAGCACUUAUGUUUCCUAUCUACACCUAUACUGGCAAAAGUGGCUUCAUGCUUCCUGAUGAUGAUGUCCAAGGGAUCCAAGCUCUUUAUGGUCCCGGAGAUGAAGAUCCUGACCCUAAACAUCCCAAGACCCCAGACAAAUGUGAUCCUGCCUUGUCACUGGAUGCUGUCACUAGCCUACGAGGAGAAACAAUAAUCUUUAAAGACAGAUUCUUCUGGCGUCUGCAUCCACAGAUGGUUGAACCAGAGCUCUUUUUAACUAAAUCAUUUUGGCCUGAACUUCCAAAUAGCAUUGAUGCUGCAUAUGAGAACCCUGCUCAUGACUUAAUAUUCAUCUUUAGAGGCAGAAAAGUAUGGGCCCUGAAUGGCUAUGAGAUACUGAAGGAUUACCCAAAGAAAAUCUCUGAACUAGGGUUCCCAAAAGAGGUAAAGAGGAUAGAUGCUGCAGUUCAUAUUGAAGCUACACACAGAACUCUCUUCUUCACUGGAGAUCAUUUUUGGAGUUAUGAUGAAACUAACCAUACAAUGAAUGAAGGCUAUCCCAGAUUGCUCGAGGAAGAAUUCCCAGGAAUUGGAAAUAGAGUAGAUGCAGUAUAUGAAAAAAAUGGUUAUAUAUACUUCUUUAGUGGAGUCUUGCAAUUUGAGUACAGCAUCUGGAGUCAACGCAUUGUUCGAGUUAUGCCAACCAAUUCCCUCUUGUGGUGUUGA